Macrobrachium nipponense is the source of this 3741-nucleotide messenger RNA. RefSeq names its product epsilon-sarcoglycan-like (gene Scgalpha). Bases 133 to 1464 code for a protein of 443 amino acids. The record is from RefSeq and is a predicted model, not a curated record. Gene Ontology annotation, molecular function: calcium ion binding. Gene Ontology annotation, cellular component: sarcoglycan complex; membrane. NCBI's taxonomy places the organism in Eukaryota, Metazoa, Arthropoda, Malacostraca, Decapoda, Palaemonidae. The transcript has 12 exons.
UUCAAGAUGGGGCGGAAGGCUGAUUGCGCAGUCUCCACUGUUCGAGGAAAUAAGGAACUCACGGCAAGCUCAUGAACCCAUUUUGUAACUUCUUCUGAAAGGGAAUAGCAAACACCGACGGAGACCCCUAGGAUGGCUCUAUGGCCACACGGCAUACUCCUGCUGGGGGCCUCUUGUUGCUUCCUAGGGGUACCACCAGUGUCAGGUUCUGACAGCGAGAUAUUUUCGUCACAGCUCUUCAUCCUUCGUCUGACUCACCAGGACUUCGACUUCCAUCCUCCAGAGUCAGGAGCGAGCCAUGGCGUGCCUCCACGAGUCACAUAUCGGCCGAGUCUUCACAACAGACCUGAUCUGCCCAGCUGGCUCCACUACUACUACUCCACGCCCAGCAACACCGGUUUCGUGUACGGCGUCCCUCCCCAAGACGUUUCUGAGUUCAGUCUGGAAGUCGUGGCUCGAGACAAACACACGUACGAAACGUCCUACCGCCUCUACAGCAUGGAUGUCAUCAGACAGACACAAAAGCCCUACGAGGUCCGUUUCAAGAUCACCAACAUGAACGUGGACGAGUUGUUGGUGGAAGAGCGGUGGGAGCGGCUGCGGGGGGUGAUGGCCAGGCUCUGGAACCAAGACUCCUCCCAGCUGACUGUCACCUCGUUGACCUCGGCCACCGACAGAGGUGACCGGAAGCCGCUUCGACCUGAUGAAAAAGAAGGAGUUUACAUCAGCUACGGAAGUUCCGUGAAUUUCUCGCAGCCGCUCCUCGAGCUGGAGAAAGAGGUAGAGCCCCUGUGGGACCACAGGCCAUGUCCCUCCUACUUCAAGAAGACCUCCUACGAGAGGUUCUUCCGUAAUGCCAGUUUUGCCAUCGACUGGUGUAGCUUCAAAAUGGUUGACAACAUCAGGAGGUUCGAACACUUGCCAGAUUACGGGAAGGAUGACAACGGCCACAAAUCACCCGUCAUCUCGGCUCUGGAGAACGAAGGCCGCAUUUAUCUGCAGAGUAGGGAGCAGGUCAUCAAGCGGUCUUACACCUACGACGUCGUGCACACGAUUCUCAUCCCUCUGGUCGUCAUGCUGGCUCUUCUGGGUCUUCUGACGCUGGCGAUGUGCUGCCACCGCACGAACAUGGACCAGCAAUCCAGCGACUUUUUCGAUGAACUCUUUGACGACUUCCCCCGCAUCCCCAAGGGCCAGGACAUCCAGAUGGUGCAGUACGCCAGCAUCAACAAGGCCACGGAGGCUCUGAGGAUGCUGAACCGGCAGCACGAGCAUUCUCCUCACCCUUCCACGGCCACCACCACCACCCAGGCUGACACGCUCCCCAGGUCACGCACCGCCAGCCCCUCCUCCACCCUUCCCAGGAAUUCGACGCUCGGGAGCAGACGGUUCGAAGACUAUGCCACGCUGUCCAGGCCCGACCCACCGCCUUAUCAGAGAAAUGGGACAACACCAACCCGUUAAACAGAAGAACAGUGUUAUACUACAGCAAAAAGAAAAAGAAAACGCUAUCAGUGCCUAAUUCAUUCAGGGCCGAAAGAGGCCACAUUGGCGGUACCGAAAACAGGGUCACUUGUAUAAAGUUGAAGUGAAGAGAUUUAAAUACUACGAUCAAGACUCACCCCAAUAAAGGGAAAUCCUCUUCUCUCUCCUACAUCUAGGAACUGUCAACGCGCGAAGAACCAUUGUCUGGCUUCUAAAAUUUGACUCUUAAAAGUACAUAUCUCAUUGGUUUGGCGAAUGCAGUUGCAAGAGAAAUAAACGGAGCCCAAACCUUUUCUCUCCAAGAUAUAAUAAACGCGGAAGUGAAUUAGUUUUCAUCUCAUUCGAUAGUGAUCGAACCAUCAGCCGGCAAUUUUCUUCAAAUCCGCCAUAAACCAGGAAGAAAUGUUAUGAUGCUGUAAGAGUUUCUAGUCAUUUUAUCGAUUACUUAUCAAAAGCGUUGAAGACGCAGAGUUGAGAUGAGUCAGUAUCACUUAAGAAAUACAUAUCGUAUCCACAGACCCGUGAUUUUAAUAUUAAGUGUCAAUUUGAAGCAAGUGGUCAAGUGCCGGGGUGAGCGCCACAUAGAAAAUCAUGCAAAUAUUUAGACAAAGUAUCGUAGUAAUCUAUACUGAAUCGAGUCGUAGAUUAAAGGUUAUCAAGAAACGAGAGGGAAGUUCAUCCAGCAUCGAAAGACUGAGUUCAGUCGACUAUUUGCAUCAAAGUCAUUUAUUUCAAGCAAACUCAACUUGGUUCGAUAGUCUGCGAAAUCUGUAUUCGAUGGUUUUCGGAAAGAGUUCGUUUGGUGUGAUGAGGUCAGAGCUGUCACUCUAGGUCAAGGUCAAGGUCAACCAAUUUAACAUCCAAUAGCAAUGACUUUGCGCAGCAAAACGACUCUUUUUGAUCGGAAGGAAAAACGAUUUUGACGGAGCGAUCGGGGAUUGUUGUAGCUUUGUUGGGUUUGAUUCAAAAGCUGAAUUUGAUCUUUAUUUUCCGAUUUGGACUCGGUCUUAUGGCUGCAAGACCUGUCUUCCUUCCAUAUCAAAUGCAAGUACAGAUUUAGCCUGGACCCUCAAGAAUUGGUUCUAGGAAGGAAUCUGUAAGCUCCAAUUUCUAAAUAAUAUGCCGUCACAGUAAGCAACAUCUACAGCAGGUCAGAGAACCUGAUUCACAGAUGACAUUAAUAUAAAAUAAAAAAUAAGCACUUAAAAUCUUACGAACUACUUUCCAUUGGAUUCACUUGACCCAAAAACUCGGUUAAGAUUGUAAAUCUUGAAGAAUAAUAAACCUUAGUGAAAAUCAACGUUUCAGGUAAGUUAUCUGAUUGAACGAAGAACGUAGAAGUGUUAUUGCAGAACAAGCAAAGCGUCAGGCACAAGCAAACCUGAAGAAGGAAGAAAAUAAUUCAAGAACUUUCAAUGAACGAGUUAAAGCAAGUUUAACGUAAACACUGAGAUUGGUGUAUAUGUCUUCAAGCUUCGCCAACGUAUUGUAUUACACUUUAGAGAUAACCAGUUACUUAUUGCAAUGGAGCAAAUUGUGUGAAGAUGUGUGUGAUUGUAAAUUUGAACAAUAAGGAAUAGUGCCGGCUUUGUGUUAGACUAUAAUGAUGAAGGAAGCGCAACUUGGUUUCACAGUUCGAGAAGUUCACAGCAGCUCAGGCAAAACAUUUUCAUUUUUUCUGCGGAUUUUGCAGAACAGAGUACGUGAAAAGAUGCAAAUUGAUACAAAGGACGGAUUCAUUUUACAUUAAGACUUUGUAGCUUAGGUAACAUAAUACUCAAGACAAUAGAGGAAUGCAUAAUCUUUUUAAAUCUUCUACGUCUUCUAAACGGAACGCUGCUAGAUGUUAUCCGAUCAUUUAAAAAAAGAAGAGUUCAGCGUCGUGGUUUCUAUCUGUUAAAAAACAAUUGCAUAUCAAACGGCGGAGUCGAAGCAAAUGCUUUUAACUUUCCUUAAUUUGGAGGUAGAAGAACGAUUUCGUAGCUCUAAAGAGGAAGAAUGUAUAUAAAAGAUAAAAAAGAAAUGAACUUUCAGUAAUGCACAAGAUUUAAUUUUAAGGCUGUAUGAUGUUUAAUAUUUUACCAUUCACUGUGCUAAAGUAGUAUACUAAAUAUAUAUUGAUAUUAGUUUUCAUUGUUACUUACAUUUAAGGAUUAACAAAAGGAAGACACUCCUUUGAUUAUUUCUAUGACUUUGCAUUAAUUAGUUAGUGUUUAUAUAUAUAUAUAUAUAUAUAUAUAUAUAUAUAUAUAUAUA